This is a messenger RNA of Pelodiscus sinensis (Chinese soft-shelled turtle), 4803 nucleotides long. It is a transcript of the gene SEMA5A, whose product is annotated as semaphorin 5A. Gene Ontology annotation, cellular component: plasma membrane. Gene Ontology annotation, molecular function: semaphorin receptor binding; chemorepellent activity. Gene Ontology annotation, biological process: neural crest cell migration; axon guidance; positive regulation of cell migration. The record is from RefSeq and is a predicted model, not a curated record. Lineage: Eukaryota; Metazoa; Chordata; Testudines; Trionychidae.
UGAAGUUAAGCAGAGAUGCUGUUAAAAUUUGGUCCUUUCCACACAUGUACACAAGGAGAGUUACCAGUUAAAAGAAAAGUGACCAGUGUAGACGACGGCAUGACCACCAUGAAGGGAAACGGUCUGAUUGUGUUGCUGGUUGCAAGUUUGGGAGGCUUCGGAAUCUUAGUGGCAGGGGAAACAGAAGAUUCCCAGUGCCAGCGAGCUGAGCACCCUGUUAUAAUGUUUAAAGGUCCUUUCCACACAUGUACACAAGGAGAGUUACCAGUUAAAAGAAAAGUGAGCAGUGCAGAUGACGGCAUGACCACCAUGAAGGGAAACGGUCUGAUUGUGUUGCUGGUUGCAAGUUUGGGAGGCUUCGGAAUCUUAGUGGCAGGGGAAACAGAAGAUUCCCAGUGCCAGCGAGCUGAGCACCCUGUUAUAAUGUUUAAAGAAAUUGCUCCCUGGUUACAUGUAUUCAGAGCAGAGAAUGCUGUGGACUUCUCACAGUUAACAUUUGACCUAGGCCAAAAGGAACUUAUUGCUGGAGCAAGAAACUACCUCUUCAGGUUACAUCUUGAGGAUCUGUCUCUAAUCCAGGCAGUGGAGUGGCAGUGUGAUGAAGCUACUAAAAGAGCCUGUUACAGUAAGGGCAAAUCAAAGGAAGAAUGCCAGAACUAUAUCCGUGUGCUUCUUGUGGGCGGUGACCGACUCUUCACUUGUGGAACCAAUGCUUUUACUCCUAUUUGCACCAAUCGAACGUUAAGCAACCUGACAGAGAUACACGAUCAGAUCAGUGGCAUGGCUCGCUGCCCGUACAGUCCCCAACACAAUUCCACAGCUCUUCUCACUUCUAGUGGGGAGUUAUAUGCUGCUACAGCCAUGGAUUUCCCAGGAAGGGAUCCUGCCAUUUAUCGCAGUCUGGGGGGUCUUCCUCCUCUCCGCACUGCACAGUACAACUCCAAAUGGCUAAAUGAGCCAAAUUUUGUGUCAUCCUAUGACAUUGGAAACUUCACAUACUUCUUCUUCCGAGAGAAUGCAGUAGAACAUGACUGUGGGAAAACAGUCUUUUCUCGGGCUGCUCGGGUGUGUAAAAAUGACAUAGGGGGCAGAUUUUUGCUAGAGGACACCUGGACAACCUUUAUGAAGGCUCGUCUGAACUGCUCUCGCCCAGGAGAAAUUCCAUUUUACUAUAAUGAACUACAAAGCACUUUCUUUCUGCCAGAAUUGGACUUGAUCUAUGGGAUCUUUACCACUAAUGUGAACAGCAUAGCUGCCUCUGCAGUUUGUGUUUUCAACCUGAGUGCGAUAACUCAGGCCUUCAGUGGACCAUUCAAAUUUCAGGAGAACUCCCGCUCUGCCUGGCUGCCUUACCCCAAUCCCAACCCUAAUUUCCAGUGUGGUACAAUGGACCAGGGACAGUACAUGAAUCUGACUGAGAGGAAUCUUCAGGAUGCCCAAAAAUUUAUUCUAAUGCAUGAGGUGGUUCAGCCAGUUAUUCCAAUUCCUUACUUCAUGGAGGACAACAGUCGAUUUUCCCAUGUGGCAGUGGAUGUGGUGCAGGGCAAGGACAUGCUUUUCCAUAUCAUCUAUCUGGCCACAGAUUAUGGAACUAUUAAGAAAGUACUUGCUCCAAUGAAUCAGACUUCCAACAGCUGCUUACUAGAAGAAAUUGAGCUCUUUCCAAGGAAGCAGAAGGAACCUAUCAGGAGCCUGCAGAUUCUGCAUAGCCAGAGUGUUCUGUUUGUGGGACUUCAGGAACAUGUAGUAAAGAUUCCCCUGAAAAGGUGUCUGUUUUACAAAACACACAGUGCAUGCAUUGGGUCCCAGGAUCCUUACUGUGGCUGGGACAUGGUGAUGAAGAAAUGCACAACACUAGAAGAAAGUCUGAGCAUGAGUCAGUGGGAGCAAAGCAUCACUGUGUGUCCAACUAGGAAUUUGACUGUGGAUGGGAAUUUUGGAAUGUGGUCUCAAUGGAAACCCUGCACCUACAGUGAUGGUACCAGUGUCGGCUCCUGCCUCUGUAGAACUCGCUUGUGUGACAGUCCAUCUCCUCAGUGUGGAGGCUGGCAGUGUGAAGGACCAAGUAUGGAGAUUGCCAACUGCUCCAGAAAUGGGGGCUGGACUCCAUGGACUUCCUGGUCCCCCUGCAGUACUACCUGUGGAAUUGGUUUUCAAGUCCGCCAGCGUUCAUGCAGCAAUCCAACUCCUCGGCAUGGAGGCCGUGUAUGUGUGGGACAGAACCGUGAAGAGAGAUACUGCAAUGAGCACUUGCUGUGCCCGCCACAUAUGUUUUGGACAGGCUGGGGACCGUGGGAACGUUGCACUGCUCAGUGCGGGGGAGGGAUUCAGGCCCGUCGCAGGACAUGUGAGAAUGGCCCCGAUUGCCCUGGCUGCAAUGUGGAGUAUCAACCUUGUAACACCAAUCCCUGUCCAGAGCUGAAAAAGACCACCCCUUGGACGCCUUGGACUCCAGUCAAUAUCUCAGACAAUGGUGGCCACUAUGAACAACGAUUCCGCUACACUUGCAAGGCACGCUUGCCUGACCCAAAUUUGCUAGAGGUGGGAAGACAGAGGAUUGAAAUGCGUUAUUGUUCCAGUGAUGGUACCAGCGGAUGCUCAACAGAUGGACUGUCAGGGGAUUUCUUGCGUUCUGGACGAUACUCGGCUCAUACAAUUAAUGGAGCCUGGUCACCGUGGACUCCAUGGUCUCAGUGCAGUCGAGACUGCAGCAGAGGCAUUCGCAACCGCAAGCGUGUCUGCAACAAUCCUGAGCCGAAGUAUGGAGGUCUUCCAUGUCUGGGCCCAUCUCUGGAGUACCAGGAAUGCAACAUCUUGCCUUGUCCAGUUGAUGGAGGUUGGUCUUGUUGGUCAUCCUGGUCGAAGUGCUCAGCAACUUGUGGAGGGGGACAUUACAUGAGGACCCGCUCCUGCACAAACCCAGCCCCAGCCUAUGGAGGGGACAUCUGUCUUGGACUUCACACUGAAGAGGCACUUUGCAACACACAGCCCUGCCCAGAUAACUGGUCUGACUGGUCUGAUUGGUCUGAUUGUGAUUCAUCUGGAAUCCAGUUCCGCGUGCGUCAGUGUAUCAUUUUAUUUCCUGUGGGCAACCAGUGUUCUGGAAACACCACUGAGAGUCGAGCUUGUGUUUUUGAUUCUAACUUCAUACCAGAAAUAUCAGUUGCAAGAUCGAGUAGCAUCGAAGAAAAACUAUGUGGUGAGUUCAACAUGUUCCACAUGAUUGCAGUGGGCUUGAGCAGUUCUAUACUUGGCUGCCUCCUUACACUGCUUGUUUACACUUACUGCCAACGAUAUCAGCAGCAAUCCCAUGAUGCAACUGUUAUCCAUCCAGUAUCACCAGCUCCACUUAACACCAGUAUCACUAACCAUAUCAACAAACUGGACAAAUAUGAUUCUGUGGAAGCCAUCAAGGCAUUUAACAAAAACAACCUGAUCUUGGAGGAGAGAAACAAAUACUUCAAUCCACAUCUUAGUGCAAAGACCUAUUCUAAUGCCUAUUUUACAGAGUUCAAUAAUUAUGAUGAGUACUAAUGGACAUGUGUAUUUUCUGGCCUCUGGUAACUUCCCAAUCCCCCAGAGCCUGUGCUACAUGCCCGCUCAUGUGUUUAAGGCUUCAGAUAUGAAGUUUGGAGACAUUUCAAGCACACUCCAAGCCAUCAGUGUCCCAUUGCUGCCAAAAGAACAAAAACACCUACAUGUGACAUGAUGAUGUUUCCUUUGCAAGCAUGAAAGGUUGGCCUGCAGUAUGGAGUGCAGAUUUAGUAGCUGGGCAUAGUGUAAUGAGUCCUGAGGAGUAUAUCACUUUGUUGGUGUUUAUUAAUGUCCAGUCAGAUUUCUUUGAUGUGUUAAGAACUAAUUUCUUGAGCUUUUCAAAAUACUAUAAUCCCUUUGAAGAGGGUGUGAGUAAUAUGACUUCUAUUUUAUUUUGGACAUUGUCUUGUUUCCAUGAAGUUUGAGGAGAAAACUCUGCAUCUAGUAGUAAGGCUCUCUGAGGAGUCUUCCUGACAUUAUGCUAUCAAAAAACCUCAUAGAACUUUGAGCAAAAUGAUGAGGAGAAAUUUGGCUGUGCGGUGUUAAUUUGUAGUAACUCCAGACACUCCAGAGUUUAUCAUCCUGGAGUGUGAAGUGUUCUACCUGGAAUUCUUGGAGGUUUUCCAGAUAUUUAGAUUUUGAAGCAAACAGAAAAAGAUAUGCUUUUUGUGACAAAAAGGGAAAUCUGCACAAUAGAUGGUUCAAAGUUGUGAGAUAAGUUAAGCCUUCAUUCUAGUUUAUUUUAGUUUCUGGGAGAUUACUUUUGAAAAUUUCUGCAUGUCGUUAGUAACCCGGUGUUCUUGUAGUGUAUGGACUUGCAUGACUCAUGGCAUUCCAAAGACCUGUUCUCCUCAGAGUGUCCAUAUGGAACCCACUUGUCCAGUGCGCUGUAGCGUUCAAAAACUUGCCAAAAACUUGGCAGAAACAACUGUACCAUGAUUUAUCCACUGUACCCUUCCUUGCCACUACUGGGAACGUAUGCCUGAUAAUAGAAUCGAUUUUCUUUUCACAACUCCUUGUUUACACAUGCCUGUUUGGAAACAACAACAAAAAAAGAAAGAAAAGGCCAGAUAUGUUGUGAAAAGCAUUGUUUUCAUCUUCUCGGUAUGUCUAAUCCAUGUUAAUCAGCCUGUGCCAGGACCAUUCAUGCUGUUAUUUAAAGUGGGCUUCCUUUGAAGCUCUAUUGAUGUGAAUAUUUAACAUAAUAGCUGCAUUUUAAGCUGUCACUUUUAAAUUCUUGUGCAAUGGCAGGUGAGGAAACAGUGGCAG